AUGGCCUGGGCGGGAAACCAGACGCUCACCCCCCACUUCGUGCUCCUGGGGCUCUCCGCGCACGCGCCAAGGCCCCUGCUCGCCUUCGCCGCGCUCGCGCUCGCGCUCCUGGCGGCGCUCUCGGGCAACGCGCUCCUCCUGCUGCUCAUCGGCGCGGACGCGCGGCUGCGCAGCCCCAGGUACUUCUUCCUCGGCGGGCUGUCGCUCGCCGACCUCGCGCUCGUCUGCACGGUCGCGCCGCGCACGGCCGCAGACCUCCUCCGCGGCGGGGGCGCCAUCUCCUUCGCGGGCUGCGGGCUCCAGAUCCUCUUCUUCCUCACGCUGCUGGGGGACGAGCGCUUCCUGCUGGCCUGCAUGGCCUAGGACCGCUACGUGGCCGUCUGCGACCCGCUGAGGUACGCGGCCGUCAUGAGCCGCCGCGUCUGCCGGCUCCUCGGCCUGGCGGAUGGGCUGGUGCAGGCGGUCUUCGCCCUGCGCUGCCCCUACUGCGGCUCGCAGGAGAUCGACCACUUCUUCUGCGAGGUCCCCGCCGUGCUCAAGCUGGCCUGCGCGCACACGUCGCUCUACGAGACCAUGACCUACGUGUGCUGCGUGCUCAUGCUGCUGCUGCCCUUCGCCGUCAUCUCCGCCUCCUCCCUGCGCACCCUGGCGGCCGUGCUGCGCAUGCACUCUGCCCGCGGCAGGCAGAAGGCCUUCGCCACCUGCUCCUCGCACAUGACGGUGGUCGCGCUCUUCUACGGGUCUGCCAUGGUCACUUACACGCGGCCGCAGGCCUACCACUCUGCCAGGCAGGACAAGGUGGUCUCGGCCUUCUACACCAUGGUCACCCCUGUGCUCAACCCUCUCAUCUACAGUCUGAGGAACAAACAAGUGGCUGGGGCUCUGAGGAAGCUCCUGGGUCAGGGCACGGAGCUCUGGAACUGCACCUCCCCGCCGGACUUCGUCCUUUCUGGCCUGUUCAGCCGCUCUCCACGUGACUUCUUCCUCUUUUCCCUGAUCCUUCUGGCCUCCGUGGCCGCGGUGGCCAGCAACACCCUCCUCCUGCUGCUCCCCUGGGCUGACAGGCGCCUGCACACGCCUGUGUACUUCUUCCUUAGCCAGCUGUCCAUCCUGGACCUGGCCGUGGUGUGUACCGUGCUGCCCAAGGCGGCCGCCACCUUUCUCCCGGGCAGUGAGCUCAUCUCCCGGGGAGGCUGCGCGGCCCAGAUAUUCCCGGUGGUCACGGCGGCGUCCGCCACCCGCUGCGGUACCCCGCGCUCACGAGCGGAGGCCUGCGCUCUGUUGGCCGCCGCGUCCUGGGCGGGUGGGGCAGCGGACAGCGUGGUGGGCGUGGGCGUGGUCUUCAGCUCCCCGUUCUGCGGCUCUCUGGGGGUGGACCACUUCUGCCAGGAUGCCUUCCACCGAGGGGAAGCAAAGGCUCUGACGACUUGCUCCUCGCACCUGGCCGUGGUGGGCCUCUACUACGGGGGAGCCAUGUUUAGCCACAUGCAGCGGGCCGCGACCAGGACACCAGCUGGAGACCGGGCCACCUCCGUCUUCUACACCAUCCUCACGCCGAUGCUCAACCCACUCAUCUACAGCCUGAGGAACAGGGAGGUCACGAGGGCACUGAGGAAGGUGUUGGGGAGACCUGGGGUGUAG
Propithecus coquereli (Coquerel's sifaka) is the source of this 1641-nucleotide messenger RNA. RefSeq names its product olfactory receptor 56-like. NCBI's taxonomy places the organism in Eukaryota, Metazoa, Chordata, Mammalia, Primates, Indriidae. The record is from RefSeq and is a predicted model, not a curated record. The transcript is spliced from 4 exons. Gene Ontology annotation, cellular component: membrane. Gene Ontology annotation, molecular function: olfactory receptor activity; G protein-coupled receptor activity. Gene Ontology annotation, biological process: G protein-coupled receptor signaling pathway.